This is a messenger RNA of Fusarium mangiferae, 1347 nucleotides long. Its product is annotated as putative phosphomannose isomerase (manA). Gene Ontology annotation, cellular component: cytosol. NCBI's taxonomy places the organism in Eukaryota, Fungi, Ascomycota, Sordariomycetes, Hypocreales, Nectriaceae. Gene Ontology annotation, molecular function: mannose-6-phosphate isomerase activity; zinc ion binding. The coding region runs from base 1 to 1347 and encodes 448 amino acids. The transcript has 2 exons. The record is from RefSeq and is a predicted model, not a curated record. Gene Ontology annotation, biological process: carbohydrate metabolic process; GDP-mannose biosynthetic process.
AUGCAGGUUCCUCUACUUCGUCUGCAAUGCGGCGUGAACUCGUACGCCUGGGGAAAGAAGGGCAACGAUUCUGCCGCUGCGCGAUUUGCGGCCGCUACGCCCUCCGAUGACCUGAAGAUCGAGUCUGAUACUCCAUACGCAGAGUUGUGGAUGGGAACUCAUCCCUCGAACCCUUCUCGAGACCUCAACACCGGCCGAACCCUCCUCGAUCUCUGCGAGGACAACCAGUCCCUCCUCUCGCAAACCAUCUCCUCCCACUACGGCAACAAGCUCCCCUUCCUCUUCAAGGUGCUCUCCAUCGCAAAAGCGCUCUCGAUCCAAGCCCACCCCAACAAGAAACUCGCCGAGCAACUCCACGCUCGCGACGCAAAGAACUACCCCGAUGACAACCACAAGCCCGAAAUGGCCAUCGCCAUUACCCCCUUUGAGGGUCUCUGCGGUUUCCGACCCCUCAAUGAGAUCGCUCACUUCCUCGACACAGUGCCUGCGCUGAGAGCGCUCGUGGGCGAAGAAGCUGCGAAGGAGUUUGCGCAGGUUGCUAAAGAUGGUGACGAGGGUGUUACCGAUGAGAAGAAGAAGUUCUUGAAGAAGGCUUUUGGCGCGCUCAUGGCGUCGUCUGCCGAGGAUAUUGCUGAGCAGAUGCCCAAGCUUGUUGAGCAGGCGGAGAAGGAGGGCGCUGAUUUCGCUGGCGGUGGUGUCCCUGCUACUUCUGGCGAGAAGCUCGCUGAGCUUGUGAAGCGAACACACGGCGAGUUUGGCGACGACAUUGGAUGCUUUGUGCUCUUCUUCCUCAACUUUGUCACACUGGAACCUGGUGAGGCUUUGUUCCUUGUCGCCGACGACAUUCACGCCUACAUUUCCGGCGACAUCAUGGAGUGCAUGGCAGCUUCUGACAACGUUGUCCGCGCUGGUUUCACACCCAAGUUCAAGGACGUCUCAACCCUCGUCGACAUGCUGACCUACAACUUUGCGCCCAUUGAGCAACAAAAGAUGACACCCACCGAAUAUCCCUACGCAACUCUCAACCGCAACGCCUACAGCUCCGGCUCAGGGGUAGUGCUCUACGACCCGCCCAUCGAGGAAUUCAGCGUCGUGCGCACCCUGCUUCGCGGUGACGGCGCAAAGGCUACUUUUGAGCCUAUUGAGGGACCUAGCAUUGUAAUCUGCACGAGUGGAAAGGGAAGAAUCGCUGUUGGGCCUACGAGCUAUGAGAUGAAGGAGGGGUACGUGUACUUUGUGGGUGCUACGGCUGAGCUUGUGCUUGAGAGUGAGGGGGGCGAGGAUGAUGAGUUUACGACGUUCAAGGCGUUUUGUGAGAUCGAUGAUUCUGAGAAGCAGAAGCUAUAG